Messenger RNA from Scatophagus argus, 2302 nucleotides. RefSeq names its product UDP-glucose 6-dehydrogenase (gene ugdh). Gene Ontology annotation, biological process: glycosaminoglycan biosynthetic process. The coding region runs from base 261 to 1751 and encodes 496 amino acids. Gene Ontology annotation, molecular function: NAD binding; UDP-glucose 6-dehydrogenase activity. The record is from RefSeq and is a predicted model, not a curated record. NCBI's taxonomy places the organism in Eukaryota, Metazoa, Chordata, Actinopteri, Scatophagidae. The transcript has 12 exons. Gene Ontology annotation, cellular component: nucleus; cytosol.
CUGCUUGAUGUCAUGAAGAAUGGGACGGUACCUUGGGAGAAGUGCCUCUAUUUAGGUAGAGGUACUCUAGAAAAAGUUCUAAGAGAAACGCUGUUGAUGCGAGUCUGUUCGUCGAGAACUGGUUUAAUUGUUAGUUUAAGAUAUUUCUAAGUUAUCGUAGCGGCUCAGGAAGCGACGACUGUUUCGACAAGACACAUUUAACAGAAGAGCUAACAUUAUCUGCGCAUUCCCGGAGUUCAGUGGCUGUCGAGUUGGCAGAGAUGUUUCAGAUAAAGAGGAUUUGUUGCAUUGGUGCUGGGUAUGUAGGAGGCCCAACAUGCAGUGUGAUUGCCCACAUGUGUCCAGAGAUCACAGUGACCGUUGUGGAUAUCAACGAGUCUCGCAUCAAAGCCUGGAACUCAGACACUCUGCCCAUAUAUGAGCCGGGUCUGAAAGAGGUGGUUGAAUCAUGCAGAGGGAGAAAUUUGUUUUUCUCUACAGACAUAGACUCAGCCAUCAGGGAUGCAGACCUUGUCUUUAUAUCUGUGAACACCCCAACCAAGACCUAUGGAAUGGGCAAGGGUCGUGCUGCUGACCUUAAGUUCAUUGAGGCCUGUGCUCGGCGCAUCGUGGAGGUGUCUGAUGGCUACAAGAUUGUCACAGAAAAGAGCACAGUCCCGGUUCGAGCUGCUGAGAGCAUUAGACGAAUAUUUGAUGCCAACACCAAGCCCAGCCUCAACCUACAAGUGCUGUCCAACCCAGAGUUCCUUGCAGAGGGAACCGCAGUGCGGGACCUGAAGGAGCCAGAUCGCGUCCUGAUUGGUGGAGAUGAAACACCUGAAGGUCAAAGAGCAAUCAGAGCACUGUGUGCCGUCUACGAACACUGGGUACCCAAAGCACGAAUUAUCACCACCAACACAUGGUCGUCCGAGCUUUCCAAACUGGCAGCCAAUGCAUUCCUGGCACAGCGAAUCAGCAGCAUCAACAGUAUCAGCGCUCUGUGCGAGGCCACCGGGGCCGAUGUGGAGGAGGUAGCCAAGGCAAUUGGUAUGGACCAGAGAAUAGGCAGCAAGUUUCUCAAAGCCAGCGUAGGUUUUGGUGGAAGCUGUUUCCAGAAGGACGUGCUGAAUUUGGUGUACCUGUGUGAGGCCCUGAACCUGCCCGAGGUAGCCUCCUACUGGCAGCAGGUUAUAGACAUGAACGAGUACCAAAGGCGGCGGUUUGCCUGCAGGAUUAUUGACUGCCUCUUCAAUACUGUCACUGGUAAAAAGAUUGCUCUGUUGGGCUUCUCCUUCAAAAAAGACACUGGUGACACAAGGGAGUCGUCCAGUAUCUACAUCUCUAAAUAUCUGAUGGACGAGGGAGCCAAGCUGUUCAUCUAUGACCCAAAAGUUCUUAAGGAACAAAUCAUUUAUGACCUCUCUCAGCCCAGCAUCUCAGAGGACAACCCUGAAAGAGUGUCGGAGCUGGUGACUGUGUCCUCAGAUCCUUAUGAGGCCUGCCAGAGUGCUCAUGCACUGGUCAUCUGCACUGAGUGGGACAUGUUCAAGGAACUGGACUAUGAAAAGAUUUACACGAAGAUGUUGAAGCCGGCCUUUAUAUUUGAUGGUCGCAGGGUGCUUGACCACCUCCACCCUCACCUCCAGAACAUCGGCUUCCAGAUCGAGACCAUCGGUAAGAAAGUGACCACAACGAGAAUCCCCUACACUCCAGCAGCUGUUUGUCCUCGCAUCCCUGCUAAUGACCCCCCCAUUAAGAAAGCCAAAGUCUAAAAAGUCUGAAACUUUGGCUUCCCCCACACACACAUGCAACACAUUCCUCUCUCAGCCUUCUUAUUGCUGGUGAAACAUUUAAUUUGGGUCCACCCCCCUCCGCUGUUGGAACACGCCCAGUGGUCAGAAAGGCCAAACGGUGUGACUAAUUGCUUCCCUGCAGUAGUUUGGAGGAGAGGAAUAAGUUGAGCCUUCAGUCCAAAAUUGUGUGAAUGUGACUCAUGAAUGAUGACUAUGGCAGAAGAAGUUUAGCGAUUAAACCAUUCCAGACACAGAAACAGUUAAUUUUAUACACUUAAAUGUCAAGCAGCAUUUGUCAACCAAUCAUACAUGUGCCCUUUACAGUAUUUACUGUAUAAUCAAGUAUUAUUGGAAAUUUUUAUACUAUUUUUUAAAAUAUUUUUAUAAAUCAUCUUACUGUAUGUUGAUCUGUAUUUGUCUUUCGCAUCAGUGACUUGUUUACUAAAAAUCGGCAAUGCAAUAAAAUGUGAUGUGUGUCCUUAACUUGUUCCUGUCAAGGGAAAAAAAAUAAAAGUGGUACAAGAAUUAAA